AUGAACAUCACCGUCACUUAUGAGCACUCUGAUGAUGUCCUUGGACCUUUUGAAUUGAGUGAAGAUAUGUCGCUUAUCGACCUUUUCGCAUUGAUAGACUUUAAAGAGGAAUCUCAGAUCAUAUUUCACAACAUGAAGCAACUUGACACUAAGAACACGAAUAUAACUUUGAAAGAGGCUGGCUUACAAAACCAUGAUAUGCUUUUGAUAAAACCUAAGAAUCCCGCUAGUUCCCAGGCAGCUUUCGGUCAACCUCAGGAGAUCGAUUUGACGGAUGAACAGUACAUUGAACAGUUCAGGACUUUCCUAUUAGAGAAUCCAAGUAUGGCUCAAGAGAUGGGUCUUCCAAACUUAGAACAUAUGAUAAAUAAUAAAACCCAAUUUCAUCAACUACUAGGUCCGGUGUUACUUUCCAGACGUGGUGAAAGAUCAAAUAACCCAUUCGGUAUCCCAAAUUCUGAAUACUCAAGAUUAAUGAGCAACCCUGAUGAUCCUGUGAAUCAAGCACGGAUUUCGGAGUUGACCAACCAACAUGAGAUUGAUGAGCAAUUACGAUAUGCGAUGGAAUAUACUCCGGAGUCUUUUACCCAAGUGUCAAUGUUGUAUAUAAAAUUAGAAAUCAAUGGCCACCCAGUCAAAGCGUUCGUUGAUUCUGGUGCUCAACAGACUAUAAUGUCAACAAAAUUGGCAGAAAGAACAGGGUUGACCUCUCUAAUUGAUAAAAGGUUCAGUGGUAUAGCUCAGGGUGUUGGUACGGGCAAAAUUCUCGGGAGAAUCCAUACGACUCAAAUCAAAAUCCACGACGUGUUCUUGCCUUGUAGUUUUACCGUACUUGACACUCCAAUGGAAAUGUUGUUGGGUUUGGACAUGUUAAGAAGACAUCAGGCAUCUAUAGAUUUGAAGAACAAUGUAUUGAGAAUAUCAGAUGUUGAGACCCCAUUCUUGCCUGAAUCUGAAAUUCCAAAGGACUCCCUUCAUGCACUGACAACUCCAGCAGCUGACGAAGUAAGAAAGGCAGCGUUGAAGAGGGACUCAUCUUCAGGAAAAAAUGCUAUGACUGGCGAUGCAAACAAAGUCAAGCAGCCAAAGAUUCCAAGUUCUACCACAAAUCAAACUGUUCCAUCGUUCGCAGAAUCAGACAUAAAAAAAUUAGUGGAUCUUGGUUUCUCUAGGAAAGAAGCUAUCAAUGCAUUGAAUAAAACUGGUGGAAACGUGGACUAUGCAGCUUCCCUUUUGUUUCAAUAA
Messenger RNA from Kluyveromyces lactis, 1245 nucleotides. It is a transcript of the gene DDI1, whose product is annotated as Ddi1p. NCBI's taxonomy places the organism in Eukaryota, Fungi, Ascomycota, Saccharomycetes, Saccharomycetales, Saccharomycetaceae. The transcript has a single exon. Gene Ontology annotation, molecular function: protein binding; aspartic-type endopeptidase activity. The record is from RefSeq and is a predicted model, not a curated record. The coding region runs from base 1 to 1245 and encodes 414 amino acids. Gene Ontology annotation, biological process: proteolysis.